CCUUCAGGAUGCAAUUGUUCCCUUCCCCUCAUCCCUCACACAGCCCUCCCCUCCCUGCUCUCCCUCCCUCCCUCAUCUCCCUUACCAUGCUGUCUCUUGCAGGCUGCCAAACAAAAGGCCCUCAUGGGGCCUCGCUAGCAACUUCAAGCUUGUCUAAUAUGUAGAGACUCCUCCUUACAGGAUUCUCUCUUUCCCCCGGCGUCUGGCUGGUGAAUAGCUGCUAUAUUCUUUGGAUACCACAGGAGGGGCCUCUUCAGCGAUUCCUAUUUCUCCAGUACUCUAUGGUCAGCCCAUGCACUAGCCGGGAGCACACAGGAUACUUGCAUUGGCAGCAGCAGCAGCAGCAACUGUGAGGCUGCAGUACCAACACCGGCUGUGUGUGUCCUGUAGCUGCUAGGGGGGAACUUAGUGCAUCACAACAGAUUCCCCUCUCUUCUUAUCAUUGGCAAGUAUAAUGAUUUCCUCUCCUGUGGGCAGUGUAGCAAACGUGUAGGCUAUUGGGAUGGGAUGGGAUCUGCAAACAGGAACGUACAGAUGCCACACAAGUGACGGACUGCUGGCUCCCCACCUGCACAUGUAAUGCUCCCUGAGGUAUCCGGCCGGAGCAUCCCUGUGCGCUCUGACUGUGCGACAGGAUUGUUGUGGGAUGUACUGAUACAGAACUGAGGUGCUUCUGGCAAGUCAGACUUUUAUGCUAGCUGCAAAUGAAGAAAGUGGUGGGACCGUGCGGUAUAAUCACGUUCCAUGUUCGAGAAAAUAUUGCCCACACCAUGGUGCUUUUUACAUUGCCAUAAAGCAGAGGACUGGAUCCUUCAUAGGAGGAAGGAAAUCAUCUAGAAUAAAACAGUGGAAAUGAUGCUGAAACAAAGACAUAAAACACCAAGCUUAUAAGACAGUUAUUAAGAUAUGGAGAUUGGGGGCCUACCACUUGAACUGUGGCGCUUGAUACUGGCAUAUUUGCCUCUACGUGACUUGGGACGAUGUGGCUUGGUCUGCCGAUCUUGGUAUGAUUUAAUUCUCAGUCUAGAUAACACACGAUGGCGACAGUUGUGCCUAGGGUGCGUUGAGUGCCGGCAUCCUAAUUGGCCAAUUCAGCCUGAUGUGGAGCCCCGAUCUUGGAGGGAGGCGUUUAAACAGCACUAUGUAGCAUCAAGGACAUGGACAAAGAAUGCACAAGAUCUUGAGUCCUCUAACUGUCUUUACUUAUUCCGGAGGAAGAAGGAUCGUAGAGUGCUUUAUGUUGGGUAUGGCUGUGAGUAUGAAAAUCUCAGGACAGCCCUGGCUUCAGCUAAUAUCUAUGAUCGUAUCAUACUCUUGCCAGGUGUAUAUGAAGAGCAAAAUGAGAUCACCCUGAAGAUUCCAGUAGAGAUUAUGGGCCAGGGAAAACUUGGUGAUGUAGCAUUACUUGUCUGCAUUGACCAGCAGUGCCCUACCUCUCGGCUAUGCAACUUGGUCUUCAUGCCUGCAUGGUUUACUCCAGUCAUGUAUAAGACAUCCAUUGGCCAUGUACAGUUUGAUAAUUGCAACUUUGAAAAUGGGCAGCUCCAGAUACAUGCACCAGGCACUUGCCAGGUUAAAUUUUGCACUUUUAACCAGUCCAGCAUCCAUUUCCACAAUGUUGCCCUCAGUGUGCUUGAGAACUGCGAAUUUGUCAGCAGCGAAAAUGCAUCUGUGACUGUUGAGGGCUCUCCCACAUCUGAUAAAAACUGGGCAUGCAAACAUCUUUCAGCCUGUGCCAAAUCAAGGAACAUUUUGUUUAAUGCAUCUGAGGCCUCACAUUGUGGGCCUGGCAGCACAGAUUACUUUGGGAAUGGAUUAUCUGGUGUACAUUUAAGGACCUGUGAGAUAAUGGUUAAUAGUGACCAAAGCUACUUGCUUUCUCAUGCAAAGUCCCAGCUAUUGGGUGACAAAGCAAGUGAUAAAGAAAAUGAAAUUAAUGGAAACAUUUACAGGUGCAAAGAAGAGGAAGCCAUGACACUUGACACGGACUACAGUGACAGCGAUGUGAGUACAAUCAGUGAGAAUGAAGAUGAUGAACAGUCGGUGUACAAGCUGUCAUAUCAUUCCCAUGGCUUAAGCCACAUGCUAGCCAAAUCCAUUCACUGCAGGCCACAGACUAAUCGGCUGCUCACCCUUCAAGGUGAUAUGUCAUUAAAAAGUUUGCAACAUGAGUUGCAGAGGGACAAGGAAUUACAGACUCUCGUUAACACAAUUCAAGGAUGUCUCAUACGAAAGUGCCUUUUUAGAGAUGGUAAGGGAGGAGUCUUUAUAUGCUCUCAAGGGCAAGCUAGACUGGAAGGAAGCAUCUUCAGGGACCUGACCUAUGCAGUGCGAUGUAUACAGAACAGCAAGGUAAUUAUGUUAAAGAACGAUAUUUACCACUGCAAAGCAUCAGGAGUAUUUUUGCGCCUGGCUGCUGGAGGCCUUAUUGCCGAUAACAACAUCCAUUCAAACACAGAAGCAGGAGUAGAUAUACGCAAAGGAGCCAACCCUGUUGUACUGUGUAACAAGAUACAUAGUGGCCUCCGUUCCGGCAUUGUUGUUCUGGGCAGUGGGAAAGGCAACAUCCGCAGCAAUCAGAUCUUUGGAAAUAAAGAAGCUGGCAUUUAUAUUUUAUAUAAUGGGAAUCCCAUUGUGAGUGGAAACCAUAUUUUUCAAGGGCUUGCUGCUGGUAUCGCAGUGAAUGAAAAUGGAAGAGGGCAGAUUACAGAGAAUGUAAUUCGUGAAAAUCAAUGGGGUGGAGUGGAUAUCCGUAGAGGUGGUGACCCAGUUCUGCGUAGUAACCUCAUCUGCUGUGGGUAUUCUGAUGGAGUGGUCGUGGGAGAAAGAGGAAAGGGUCUCAUUGAAGGAAAUACUAUUUAUGGUAACAAAGGAUGUGGUGUAUGGAUCAUGUCAUCCAGCCUUCCGCAUAUCACCAGCAACCAGAUUGGACACAAUGGUAUCUAUGGGGUGGCAGUCUUCUGUCGCAAAGAUGAUGCCAGUGACUACCUUGCUAACCAGGCCGGAAAUGAAAACUUUAAUGAUGAUGGAGAAGCGGCCAACUGGGAAAAUGAUUUGGAUAGUGAGGAUGAGCGGUUCUCUUCAAGAAGGCCUAUGAACGUAGCUCUUAUUGAGUCCAACAGCAUUAACCAUAAUGGAGCAGCUGGAUUGUACAUCAAAAGCAGUGAGGCGCUGAACAUUAUGGCAAAUGCAAUACAUGCCAACCAGGACUGUGGGGUUGCUGUGUUUCAGAGCACGCAGUUAACCAGGAUUGGAAACAACAGCAUUUCAUGCAACAGACUAAGCGGGGUCAAUGUGGAGGCAGGGUGCAGAGUGGAGUUGAGGGGAAAUGGUAUUUAUGAUAACAGAAGCCACGGCCUCACCUCCAAGGGCGAUGGGGUCAUAUUAGAAAAUGAUAUCAUUGGAAACCGAGGGUGUGGGAUCCAGCUAAUACAGACUGCAGACAUGAAGGUGACCAGAAACAGGAUCCAGUCAGUGCAUGAUUACGGCAUAGCACUCCUUGACCUAUCCAAAGGACUUGUGCAGGAAAACACAAUUUUUCAAGGAAAGGCUGGAAGCAACAUUUUGCAGCAAGUCUCUAAUGCUGAAGAUUGUAUUGUCCAACAUAACAAACUUCUAACCUUCAAAAAAAAGUCUGAUGUAACCUGGACAUUAGAGAAUCCACCUGCACGGCCAUAUAUUGAAGGAUGCACAAGAGGCGUCUCUAGCACGCAGAGCACCCAAAGAGUUGCAACAGUGACUACCAGAAUAGCAGCAAGAGUUGAAGGACGUUGCCAUAACAAUGGCAGUAUCUUCUGCACAAUCCUCUGACUGUAACAUAGUUUCACCGAAUUCUUUGCUUGAGGAAUAUUACUGGAGUGGAACAGACAUUUUGUGCCAUGAAAAAGGGAGUAGGCACCACCAAAGAGCAGAUUUCAGAACAGUCUCCGUGUUACACUGACCAGCACUAUCUUGUUUAAAACAUGGAAGAAUUACUUCAAAUGGACAUGUGGGACAUGUGGGUGACAGGCAGCAUUAGCUACCCAAUCACACAUAACUCUUAUAAUUAUCACCAGUGUGUGUUGCUGACAAAGACAGAUGGCCAAUAUAAUAUUGUCUAUUUGGUGAGGAGGGGAAUGGGGGUUGUAAUUAAAAUAGUAAUGUCACCUA
This is a messenger RNA of Xenopus tropicalis (tropical clawed frog), 4149 nucleotides long. RefSeq names its product F-box protein 10 (gene fbxo10). Gene Ontology annotation, cellular component: cytoplasm. The transcript has 12 exons. The coding region runs from base 907 to 3810 and encodes 967 amino acids. The record is from RefSeq and is a predicted model, not a curated record. NCBI's taxonomy places the organism in Eukaryota, Metazoa, Chordata, Amphibia, Anura, Pipidae.